Molecule: messenger RNA, 3901 nt
Organism: Vigna unguiculata (cowpea)
Lineage: Eukaryota; Viridiplantae; Streptophyta; Magnoliopsida; Fabales; Fabaceae
Product: ubiquitin carboxyl-terminal hydrolase 26-like
Biological process (GO): protein deubiquitination
Cellular component (GO): cytosol; nucleus
Molecular function (GO): cysteine-type endopeptidase activity; cysteine-type deubiquitinase activity; protein binding
Source: RefSeq, a predicted model, not a curated record
AGCCCCUCUGACUCAAACUUGACCCAUCAAUUUCCCCCUCUUCUAUGUUCUGACAUGACAUUGGCAUCCAAACCCAGCCACCUCUGUCCCCAUUCAAUUCCGUUUCUCUCUCCUCUUUCUCUCUCUAUAUUCACUCUCUCUCUCUCUUUCGCUCACUCGUCCUUCGUCUGCUGUUUCAAAGUUCAUAGCAGUUUCGUUUUUUUCUCCGUUCUCUCUCUCAUAUCUGUCUCUCAGGACUAGGUUGUAUUUGUACUGUAGAAUGAGUAGACCAACAACACGAGGUAAAAAUAAAAGGCACAGACAAGGGGAUGAUGGCAACUGGAAAAUGGAAAUAUGGAGGAAAAUUCACAAUAGUGGUGCGGUAACUCAGGAUGAUAUGAAUCAGUUAUAUAUGAUCUGGAAGCCAGUUUGUUCAGGCUGUCGGGUCAAUAGCAAAGAUAACCCAAAUUGCUUUUGUGCAUUGGUUCCACCUCUAACUGGAUCUCGAAAAUCUGGCUUAUGGCAGAAGAUGUCCGAUUUUCUUGAAGGUCUUGGCCAUGAUCCGUCCAAGGAUCUACGGGCAUCUGCCAAUUCUCCUGCAGGUCUCACAAAUCUGGGUGCAACAUGCUAUGCCAACAGUAUACUUCAGUGUUUGUAUAUGAAUCAAUCUUUUCGAGAAGGCAUCUUUUCUGUAGAGCAAGAUGUUUUACAACAACAGCCUGUGCUGGAUCAGCUCACCCGACUUUUUGUGCAGUUGCAUAUUAGCAAAAUGGCUUUCAUAGAUUCAUCUCCUUUUGUAAAAACUCUUGAAUUAGAUAAUGGAGUUCAGCAGGAUAGUCAUGAGUUUCUGACAUUGCUUCUCUCUUUGCUCGAGGGUUGUCUAAGCCAUUCGAAGGUGCCCCGAGCACGAACCAUAGUUCAAGAUCUUUUCCGGGGAAGUGUGUCUCAUGUGACAACGUGCUCACAAUGUGGAAGAGACUCUGAAGCUUCUUCCAAGAUGGAAGAUUUCUAUGAACUGGAGUUAAACGUCAAAGGGUUGAAAAGUUUAGAUGAGAGUCUUGACGAAUAUCUAACUGUUGAAGAGCUUAAUGGAGACAAUCAAUAUUUUUGUGAGUCAUGUAAAAGAAGAGUUGAUGCUAGUCGCAGCAUCAAGCUGUGUACACUGCCGAAAGUACUUAAUUUUCAACUUAAACGAUACGUCUUCCUCCCUAAGACUACAACAAAGAAGAAAGUUAAUUCUGCUUUCUCAUUUCCUGCUGAACUUGAUAUGCGACAUAGAAUGUCGGAGUUGUCUCAGUUUGAUUUGGUGUAUGAUCUGUCAGCUGUACUGAUUCACAAGGGAACUGGUGCUAAUAGUGGUCACUACAUUGCACAUAUUAAGGAUGUAAACACUGGGCAAUGGUGGGAAUUUGAUGAUGAGCAUGUUACUAAUUUGGGUUGUCAUCCAUUUGGUGAAGGGUCUUCAAAUUCUACCUCUAAAUCGAUCAAGACUGAGGUAAUUCAGUCUGAAAAUUCUCAAGCGAUGAUAGCUGACAGUAAUGGAAAUGGUUUGAAUACCUCUCAUUCACAAUCUUCACUUGUGGAGACAUUUUCGUCUAGUGAUGCGUACAUGUUGAUGUACCAUCUUAAACAUUCGAAAAAUGUAGGUGAAAGUGGGAAUGUAAUUUGUGGCGCUAGGCAUAAUGAAAGAGAGGGAGUUGCAGUUGCUUUGCAAAAUGGCGAUUCUCUUCUGUGUCAUAUUUAUGAUGAGAUUCAAAAUUUUAAUUCAUCAUAUGAAGAGGCUUGUAUGCAGUACACUAAGAUGAAAGAGUUUGAAGUGGGUCGUAUUACUGGGAGGAGACAGGAGGUUCGAUCUGUUUUAGCUGAGGCUCCUGUUCAACCUUUGGAGCAACCAUUUUACUGGAUUUCUAACGAAUGGCUUCGCCACUGGGCUGACAACAUUGUUCCAAUUCCUCUUGACAACUCGCCUGUCCAAUGCCCACACGGGAAAGUCCCAGUUUCAAAGGUUACCUCAAUGAAACGAUUGUCUCCCAAAGCAUGGGAUAUGCUGUUCUCCAAGUAUGGUGGGGGGCCAGCAUUAUCUCAUGAUGACCAUUGUUUGGAUUGCCUGAUUCAUGGGGCCAAGACUGUGGUUUCAGCUGACACCUAUCGGGAUAGAAGAGAAUCAAUGAAAUCACUUGCAAGAGAUAUUCUAGAUGGAAACUGCCCGGAUGGAAAGUUUUACAUAUCCAGACCAUGGUUGCAACAGUGGUGGAAAAGAAAAGUUCUUGAUGCUCCAUCUGAAGCCGAUGCUGGGCCAACAGCAGCCAUUAGUUGUCCACAUGAUCAACUGAUGCCUGAGCAAGCUCCUGGUGCUAAGCGGGUGCUUAUUCCUGAGAGUUUUUGGCUCUUCUUACAUGAAGAUGCUGUUUCUGUAAAGCCUGAUGAUCCUUUGGGUGGCCCAACAUUUUCUUCAGAUUCAGAAGAGUGUUCCCUAUGCAGUAAUGAAUUAUCAGAAGUAGCAUGCUUGGAGGACUCCUUGAGAUUAGUUAAACAAAAGCAACGUCAGAGUCAUGAGAAAUUAUUCCAGGCUAAAAGUCUGCCACUUUUUCUAAACUGCAAGUAUUUCUUGGUGCCUUCAUCAUGGAUUAGUAAAUGGCGAAAUUACAUCAAUCCAACCUUGAAGAAUUCUGAUAAACCUGAAACUUUAGAUGGGGCAAUUGAUUCAUUUUUAUGUGAGAAGCACUCACAGCUUCUUGAAAGACCUCCUGAAUUGGUUUUCAGACGCGGUGCCAUAUUCCAGAAGGAGUCUUCUGUUGGUGGCUUAACCAUUGUAUCUGAGAAUGAUUGGAAAAGCUUCUGUGAAGAAUGGGGUGGUAUUGAGACUAAAGGAAUCUCUGCAACUAUUGAUCAUACUAAUGAUCCGGACAAUGUUUUGGCUGGAUCCAGUGAAGAAAUGCUGACAUGCAAGGAUCAGUUGGGCACAGCAGAUAAAAUGAAUUAUGAAAAUGGAACUGGACAAAUCUUCAUCAAGACUUGUCCUAAGGUUUGUGAAAAUUGCAUUGGAGAAAAAGAGAGCUGUAAGCUAAUGCAGAAGCUUAAUUAUUGCAACGAGGACAUAUGUGUUAUUCUUGUCCGUGGUAAGGAGGUACCAAGAUCAAUGUUGGAGGCUUCUAAGGGGUCUGUUGAAACAGAUAGGAGGGUUUCCAAGCGCUCCCGUAAGACUAAAAACGGCAGUUCAAUUAGUCUAAAAGUUUCUGCUUCAACAACUUUAUAUCAGCUGAAAAUGAUGAUAUGGGAAUCCUUUGGGGUCGUUAAGGAAAAUCAAAUCCUGUAUAAAGGUGAUAUGAUGAUUGACAGUGAUAAUGAAUUUGUUACCCUUGCGGAUGUGAACAUAUUUGCUGGAGAUCAGAUUAUAGUGAGAGACUCUGAGAUUCAUGAAAAUCGAGAUAUUGCUGAUGAGCUUUGCGAUGAUAAGAAGGAUCUGCAACAUACCGAAGAAGGGUUCCGUGGAACGCUACUUACAGCAAAUGUUUCAUCCCAGGUUGUUUAAGAACCGCACUUUCACGAGCUGAUAUAUCUCUGUAACAUCUUUUUGUUGCUGUAUAUAUCAAGAAAAGCUGGAUGAAGCAGUCCAUGUGCCUGGUGCUUUUCAACUGUCAACAGCUAUUUUAUCCUUCAAAGCCUGGGUAAAGGCAAAUUUUGGAAUGUAUUAAUGUGCUAGUAACGUAUGGUACUUCUGUGGUUAUCUGAGUAAGUGGUUAUUUCUGUAUGAGUCUAGAAAAACAAUUGUUGUUUUUAGUUUACUUAUUUAUCAUGAAUAUCUUUCAGUUAAACAUUAAGUCCGUGUCUUUUGUUCGAGUACAUUAUCUGAGGAAUAGUUCCAGUUCAAAAAUUGCGAAUUAUCAGUUAUUGUUGGGGUUACAUCAGUUUUUAACAUGAA